Physeter macrocephalus (sperm whale) is the source of this 9746-nucleotide messenger RNA. RefSeq names its product glycoprotein M6B (gene GPM6B). The transcript has 6 exons. Gene Ontology annotation, cellular component: plasma membrane; membrane raft. The coding region runs from base 8439 to 9452 and encodes 337 amino acids. Lineage: Eukaryota; Metazoa; Chordata; Mammalia; Artiodactyla; Physeteridae. The record is from RefSeq and is a predicted model, not a curated record. Gene Ontology annotation, biological process: neuron projection development; negative regulation of serotonin uptake.
CUUAGUUGUGGCAGGUGGGGCUCCUUAGGAGCCCCACUUUUCUGCCCUUGUGCUUCAGCAACCAGCCGAUGGGCCUGCAGAAUAGGGUCCCCUGGGAGCAGGUGAGAAAUGCAGAGGCAUAGUCUCCUGCCCAGACCUGCCCAAACAGAAUCUGCAUUUUAACGGGAUCCCCAGGGAAUUUAUAUGCACAUGAAAGUUGGAGAACGGGUGCUUUUGAAGGGGGAGCUGCAAACUUUUCCUGUAAAAGGUCAAAUGGUAAAUACCUGGCAACUACUCAACUCUGCCUCUGCAGCUUGAAAAUAGCCAUACACAGUACAUAAAGGAAUGAGUUCGGCUGUGUUCCAGUAAACCUUUAUUUAUGGACACAGAAAUUUGAAUUCCAUAUACUUGUGUCACGAAGUAUUAUUAUUCUUUGAGUUUUGGUUUUUUAAAAAAUCAUUUCGAAAUAUAAAAAAGUGCUCUGUGUUUGCAGGCCGUAUGGAGAGCUGAGUCUGGCCCAUGGGCCACAGUUGGCUGACGUCUGCACUAGAACACUUGUUCUCCAGCUUGAAAUCACCUGGGGAGCUUUUUUUUUUUUUUUUUUUUUUAAGGAAAACCACUAGUUCUUGAGUCCCACCCCGGGAAAUUCUGAUUCAUUGGUCUGGAGUGAAGUGUGGACAUCAGGGCUUUCCAGUGCACCGCAGAUAAUGCUAUUGGGCAGCAGAACGUGAGAACUUCUGCUCUGUAAUAUUUUGUAAGCAAAGUAAGGUUUAUUUUAAGCUCUUUCUUUUUUUUUUAAUUGUAGAAUUUGGCAGUCACACUGGUGUCUCAGACCGGGAUUGUACAUGAUAGCCUGAGAGCAAGGUUUCUCAUCAUUCUUUGUGUCGCUUUGUUGUUUGUUGUGUUUGGGGUGGGGACCGUCCUGUACACUGCGGGAUGUUUAGCAGCAUCCCUGGCUUCUACCCACUCACUGGCUGCCAGUAGCGCCCGCCCCGUUGCGAUGACUUGAAAUGUCUCCACACGUCCCCUGGAGGGCAAAAUCGUCCCCAGUUGGAAACCAGUGAUGUGAACGUUGCAGAGCAUGUGUUUGUGCUGUCUCAAGAACGCUCUGCCUCCGUGCUGUUGACAUUGGGGUUGUAUAGCUGUUGAGGGGCUGUCCCGUGCCCUGUAGGAUGCUGAGCGGCAUCCCUGGAUUCCACCCACUAGAUCCUGUAGCGCCCCCUCCUCCGCCAGUCGUGACAACCCAAAAUGUCUCCAGACGUUGCUCGAGGUCCCCUGGGGGGGGGGCACCGUCGCCCCCUGUUGAGAACGGCUGCUUGAGCCAACUCUGAGUCAGGGGGGCCUUGGUCCCCUGACAUCCGCUUUUAUGUCUCUUAAGUAAGGAUUGUCUCUGCCUCCGUUUUCCUGCUGGUUGUUUGAAAGUUGCAAACCUUGGUUACUUCUUUUCUUUUUGAAUUUGGUGGGUCGUUAGGAAUCAGUAAAGCAGCAAGGAAGGUCAUGCGGAGAGGGCUGUGUGUGUGUGUGUGUGUGUGUGUGUGUGAGAGAGAGAGAGAGAGAGAGAGAGUGAGAGUGAGAGUGUCAUUCCCUGGGGAAGAAUCUGAGCCCUUGUUGCUGCCUUCUGAGCCAGCAUUAAAGCUGCAGCCAGGAUCACAGACAACUCGGGGCAAAUCACUGGGCCGUUAUGAACUCACAGCCAUGGCAACAGCCAUCCACAAGCCCGAGGACAAAACAUGUUUUAUUCUGUUGUUCUGCACAGAAGGUUCUAGUGAUGCCAGAGACAAAAUGGCCAUUGAGAGGAAGAGGCGUUGAGGCCUAUUUUUUCUCCCUACUGUGUGGUUUAUAUUUAAACUAUCUUAGGCUAACGCACACUGGAGUUGUAGUGCAAAUCAAAACGGAAAAUUCUCUUUAGCCUCAGAGACCGGCCAAAUGAAGGCCGAAGACUUUAUUAACCUAACAGAGCUGCUGGGGUGGGGUGGGGGGCACGGGAGGCGGCGUUGGUGAGAGGUACUGAGAAUAUUAGUAAAAUGUGCUAGAAGGCCUAGCAGUGAUUUUUUUUUCCCCACAAGUAGUUCGCAGUCAUCCAAAAAAAUGCUUUCCUUGCCUUUUCUGGUUUAUGUUCACCAACGUUGUCAUUGCUGGUUUGAAGCUCGGGAAAGCUCAGCCUGUGGAUUUACAGGAAUAUCCAAGAAAAGCAUCGAUCUUCCGUAGCUGGCAUCAACAUUUCACAGCGUGGCGCUUUGCUGAUACUCGGCACCACUUCCGUCUUUAAAAACAUCAGCCUGGCCUGUGACUUCUCAUGCUGGGGACAGCCCGAAGCAAAGAUCCAGGACCUUUGUCUGGGUGGGGCUGGGGUGUGAUUGGUCUGUGUUCUCAGACCGUCUGCGGUAAGGCACUAAAGCAUCUUUGAUGUGAAAAAUCGGAGGUUAACAGUGCCUGCUUGGCUCAGAAAAAAACACUCUAGUUGCACUCUUUUCAAGAUGGCUGAACCGCUUGGAACAUUGUGUUUUUCUUCGUUGCGGCCCCUGGAACUUGCCAUUUGAUUUGCAAGUGGCUGGAGUUAUGGCCAAGCCCAGCAGGCCACCUCUUCGGGAGAAAACACCAAACAUAGUUGACACAAAAGCAGGCACUUCAAAGGGACUCAGGAUGCUGCACCUGGGACUGGUGGCUGGCCUGGGCUUCUCAGACUUUCACGCACACAACUGCGGGCUUGUUCAGUUGCAGAUUCUGACUUGGUUGGUCUGGGGUGGGGUCCAAGAUUCCACAUUUCCCCCAAGCUCCCUGCCGCACCUCAGGCAGCUCGUCCAAGGACCGUACUUGGCAAAGCAAAGGCUUUAAAAUACUUUCAGCUGCUAAAUGGUCCCCUCAUGUCUUUCCUUGACCUCUGAAAGUGUUCACUGCAGUCCAGAAGCUGACAGCAUCCAGCAUCAGCUCUUCUGAGCUACAGACCCACAUAUCCGAUCGCCUACCGGAAGCGCCCCCCUUAAGAUGGCAUCCGGUCACCUCAAACUCAGCAUGUCUAAAACUGAACUCACCAUCUUUGUCCUCAAAGCCUAGCCCUCCUGGGUCAAGCCCAGCUCAGGGAACAGCACAACAUCCAUCGGGUUCCAUGUGCAGAAACGGAGGAGUCAUCCUUGGUACUCACCAGCCAUCCCGAACCCCUCCUUUGAGUCCACACCAAGUUGUGGCCACUUGACAUCUCAAACCUCUCUCAGACCCAUCCCUUUCUUCCACUUCCGCUGCUUUUGCCCUGGUCCGAGCGCCUGCCCUCUUUUUGCCUGAACCAUCGCAGCAAGCUCCUCCCCAUCUCCACGGCCACUUUGUUCCCGUCACAUCCGCCAGGAGGAUCUUCUACAACCCCAGUCUGUUCCCUGGGGUUAAAAAUGUUCAGUGGCUUCCCAUGAUGCUGCGGAUAAAGUCCAGAAUCCUUCAGGAGGCCUGGAAAGCCCUCAGUGCUUCUAGCUCCAAUAGACCCUCUCCUGCCUUCCUUGCCCCACCCUCACCGUGUACUCUCUCUGUUCUGGCAUCUUUUAUGUCCGGGAAAGCGCCCUGCUCUUUGCCACCCUAGAGCUUUUGUUCGCACUGUUUCUGUUUCCCGGAACGCCCUCCGUAACCCAGCCCCCUCUCCUUUUACCUAAUCGGCUCCAAUCUAUCCUUCAGAUCUAAGCUGCGGAGGCCGUUCCUGGUCACUGUCCAGAAGCCUAAGUAAGUCCUCAUGGUUUCCUCGCCUAGCACUUCUGAGCCCACAACCAUUUGGAUAGUGUCUGUUUCCCCCAUAGGCUAUAAACUCCAUUAGCGUGCAGACCACGCCUAUCGUAGCUCGCCAUCGAGUCCCCAGCGUCCAGCCCGGUACCUGGGACCUCAGAGACACCUCGGUGAGCAUUGAAUGUUCACAAAUGGAAUGAAUGGGUGAAUGGACAGCUGCCCCCUCCUUCCCAGCGCUCUCAUCCUCACCCGCGUCUGGUACCCUGCCUAACUGACAGCUUCCAUUCAGUCGGGCCUUUAAGAGACCCCAGUACCCAAGAUGAUGAUAACAGCAAGGUUAUGGGGCAGAGCUUGUCUUGUUCAAAUGAGAGCUGAGCUGCACCGUCAGGGGACCCCGUGCUGACUGCUUCUUCGAAGUGCGUUACAGGUCGCUUCGUGUUGAUCCGUCGGGUCCGUUGAGAAUUUAAUGAUUGACUCAUUAGCCAUGGGUGCUUCUUCACAGCCUGCUGUCUAAUCCCUUGAAGACCAUUGUUUCAUAGGUUUUGUUCAGUUCGGUUGUGGUCUCAGGCAGGAGGAUAAAUUAGGUCCCUGAUACUCCGUCUUGGCCAGAAGCCAGGAAUCGUUUCAUGGCAUUAGGUGUUUACUGUCGCACAGUUUGGCUGGUAAAGAUAUCAGGCGGGGCUGCCACAGUGUAGAGCUGGCAUGAUUCUUUAGGACAGUGGUUCUCAGAUUGGAGCCUACGUGAGAAUCACCCGAAAGCACAGAUGACCGGCUCUACGCCCACCCCCCUCCCCCAGAUUUUCUGAUUCAUUUGUUCCAGGGUGGGACCCAAGACUUUGCCUUUUUACCAUGGUCAUAGGCGACACUGCUGCUCCUGGUCCUGGGGCCACACUCGGGAUGUCAGUGCUUCCAGAUAGGGGUCUGCAAACUUCUUCCGUAAACAGUCAUCGUUUCAGCCUUUGUAAGCCACGUGCCCUCUGUCACAGCUACCCAACUCUGCCAUCGUAGAGCAGAAAUAGCCACAGGCGACGUGUAAAUGAAGGGGGUGUGAGCUGUGUUCCGAUAAAACUUUAUUCACAAAAAUACAGGCUGUAGUUCACCGACGCCUGGUUUAGGGGGACUUGGAGUGUUGACUCUGCUGUGGGUAGUACAGUGGGUGAUUUCUGUUCCCUGUCAGAGCGAAGGGGAAAGCAGUAGUUCUAGCACAUGCCAGUUCCUUGAUAUAGUAUGAUGGUUCCUGUACUCGGGAUGAUAUGGUAGGCAAGGCAAUGUCUGCCCUUCUGGGCUGUACUUCUGUCUAACACUGUGAAAUGAACCACUACUACUGUGGCCAUAUAAAGUAGGAAGAACCCCUCCUGCCUCCUCCCACAUAAGUACACCCAGGACUGGCUCCAUAGUUCGUAGGCCCAGUGCAAAAGUGACAAUGCGGAUACCUUUGUUGAGAAAUUAUUAAGCAUGUCCAGAUGGCAGUAUCGGAGUAUUGUACUAAGCACAGGGCCCCCAUGGGCCUGUGCAGGUGGUACUCCUGGGAGGCCAGCCUAAACACACCGUCAGCGUCCACCGCCACGCCUCUGCCGCACACAUACCUGCACGUUUUUCGAGUCAGAAAUGCUGUUAAUGUGAGGAUCCUAACAGUUUUGAUAUCAUAUUUUAGAAACAUAUUUAGGUUUCUCUUGCUAACUUUUUGCAGCACUUUUGGUUCCUCUGGGUUAAGUGUGUGGCGUACGACCAAAUCGCCCAGUGUUCAAAGUUAUGUUACACGCUGUGGGGAGAGACGGCUUCUAGACUGACACAGAAGGUACAGUGGGGAGUGAUCCAUUUACGGAUGCUUGGCUAUCCGCCACACGUGCAAUUUUAGCCGUGUGGGUAACUGGUCAACCAUGCUAGAAUAAGCGCUGCCUCCAGCUGUAUUAUUUCCUAUAAAUGUUAACCAGGUCAGUUCCUAUAAAUUUCACCCAGCUUCUGCUCACGGUGGCCAGCAGGGUCCGUAAGAGUUUUAUCUGUGCAUGUGGAACGACGGUGACCCACGUGGUGACUUGUGUUCUACAGGAGCCAGAGUUCUAUGCUUGCAAAUAAAAUCAUCCACUGAAAACCUCAGAGCGUGGGCUUCUGCUGAGAGUAUGAUUCACUGAAGUGGUCCCCCAAAUUCUCGAGUCCUUGGUUUCCCCUGCUGUUCUAAAACUAGACCCACAGCAUGGGGUAUACGGAGUCCACGAGAGAGAUACAUUGGAGGGAAAGUGUAGCCUUGAUCUCGUGGUGAAAUUGGGACUGAACAGCAUCAUUCUUCUAACCCCACUUGUCUUUUUGAGCCAGGGAACAGCUGUGAUGCUUCCUUUGAAAGAAGCAGAAUGCUCUAACCCUUUGGAUGAAAGAGUGUUUUGAAGUGGCAGCUGGGGAUUUGGAAGGAUGAGUUCUAUUGUUAAAGGGCAAGUGCGUUACGCUGCUGUAACACCUAGCCCUAACUCCCGAUGAUGAGAAAGGAUGUGGGCUUAUGAAAAUAAUAUGCAACAGAAAUCUUCAGAUUUCUUCAAGUUUUAUCAGAUUAUAUACCCAUGUCCCCACGUCAGCUGUUUACGUAUUCUGCAUCCUAGGUUUUUCUGGAGGAAGCCUUUCCGGACCCCUCUCCAAUUUGAAUUCUAUCUCCUCCUGUCCUCCGUCUUCCGUCUCUCUCUUUUCCCCCGCCCACCAUCCACUGGCUCUCCAGCAGCCUCUAUCUUGGUGCUCAUCACGCUGUGCUAUAGAAAUUCUGGUCCUCAUCUGCCCGCAGCAUUAAACUGAUCUCCUUGAAGGCAGAGGAGGCGUUUUAUUUUACGUUUGUAUUCCCAGUGCCAAGCACAGUGCUUAGCACCCUGUGGCUCCUCACAAAGUCCUGAGUGAAUGAAAUCCAAAGAAAGACUCAGAACCUAGCUCAUGUCCCAGAAAAGUGAAUUUGUGGCAAGUCAAAAUUGAUCUUCCACAGCGGUGUUCUGUAGUGAUGGAAUGUCCUAUAUCUGUUCGGUCCAACAUGCUCGCCCCCAGCCCACGUGGCUGCUGAGCGUGUGAAAUGUGGCUUAGGCAGUGGAGGAACUGAAGUUGUGAUUUUAUUUUGAAUAAUUUAAAGAGCCACGUGUGCGUGGUGGCCGCCAUAUUGGACAGCACAGUCUCAAGGCCACACUUCUCUAUCCAGUAAGGACCAGAUAUAACUUUGUUAGCUAGGGAAGCAGGCGUUCAUCUUGUUCCUAACUUCAUCAUGGAGGCUGAGAAUGGGGGAGGUGGGGAAUGAUACAACACAAGAGAAAAGAGGUCUAUUGUCUCUCUUAUAUAAUGGAAUACAUCGAGGCCAGGGAUUUUAGUUCCUCUCGGUUUGGGAGCCUGGAGAGCGUUUGGACUUGCAGUUGCAUUCCUCUCGCCUCACCUCAGGCCCUAGAAGGUCACAGGACACAAUAAGAUUGACCUCCGUCAUCCUCGUUCACAAAAUCUCAAGUGUCCAAAGCUCUUUAGGGUACUGACUUGCUAGUGAACUUGAACUGUAUUGUGUGCUGGGUCCCAUUUUAGGCAGUUCCGUCAGUCCAUUUCAGGGAGGUUGGUCUUCAUGAAAACAGCUGGUCAUCUUUUGAAAUGAAAGGCAGCACACUUUCUGAUGAGGGCCCGACCUUUUUAUUUUCCAAUGAACUGAAGAGAGAUUGGGUAGCGAGUGUAUAGUCACCGCUUGGGGUAGGGUUAAGCAAAUGCUAGUUUAGAAUGGGAUGCUCAUCCAAAUGGAAAAGGCUCACUCCAGUGUUUCUCUCUGUGUAGUCGUUCCCCGUCUACUGUAAAGACCGUUGGGGUGAAAGAAAUUUAGCCGCCUUAACGUGCUUGCCCUGAAGUCAUGAAGUGCUCGUGAUUGCUGUUAAACAUCGUGAUGCAUUCAGAGUUCGAUUUCCCCGACAAGCCAUUUACUCAAGGGUCUGCAUAAUGUAAACAGGGAUGGGAGGUCAGGAGAGGUACUGACAUUAUCCCCGAGGCCGGCGGCGCUGCUCUAGUGAAACGUAAAUGUCUCCGAACUGAAAAUGUCACCUGACUGCCCCCGGGGAGGUCUAUAAGGACGUCUCAAGUCAAAGUUGAUUUUAAAAAGGAAUGAAAGUCUUAUUCCUCUCAAGAAUGAAGCGUGAACGGUGGCUCUUUCCUUCAUUUCACUUCAUGGCUGCUCAUUUUGUCUUUUGUUUUUUCCCCCUCCUCUGUUCCUUUUCCCUCUUCAAGUACUUAAAUGUCGUCACCCACCAGUUCGGGGUCCUUUCUGACUCUGAACGCUUGUGUUGGAGGGCGGCAGGUGGAAGCCGAGGAGGGGGUUGGGGGGAGGACUGUGAUUAAAUUGCUUGUGCUUCCUGGCCCAGGGGAACAUUUUUAUUUAAAAGUUGAGCUAAUUUCUGAUAUUGACAUGACUUGAGUGGACCCACUUGAGCGGAUCUGGGUGACUUGGUUCUUCUAGGGACCAACAUGCCCACCGCCUUUCCAAAAUGAUUCCCUUGAUAUUUUCCUGACCACAGCAAUAGCGUCAUUACUGUAUUUGACUCUUCUGGUUGCCCAGGAGGUCAAAGGCUCGGGGAGAGCCAUUGGCUGCUGCAGAGAGAGAGAAAUAGGUACCCGAAACCCCAGCAGCAGGCUGAGGUCGGGGGGAACUUGACGGGCACCGCAGCCUCACUGCAGUUCUUCGGACAUUGCUAGUGGGGUGACGGCUGCUCGCUGCCACUUGAGCAGGGGCCCCUGAGCCGAGGCCGGGUCAGACAAGAACUGGUAGAAUGGUGCCUUACUCCAGAACUAUUUGUCAGUGGGCUGCUCUGCCACUCACCCCGAGCAAAGUAAGCUACACAUUUCCUCUUGGAGCCCCCGAGUCAUCACCCACAGAAUGGGAGAUGACGACAGCUCCCGCUCUGGUCCUUGGGGCGUUGAGCUAUUGUCCAGAGCGUGCGCGGGAAGAUGGACGAGUCGAGCCUUCUCUGUUGUUAAUGGGUGGCCUUCACGAAAUCGGGAGGAUUUUGGCCCUUAACAGCGGCGUUUUCUCUCCUCUGGGUCCAGGCUGCUUCGAAUGCUGCAUCAAGUGUCUGGGAGGAGUCCCCUACGCCUCCCUGGUGGCCACCAUCCUCUGCUUCUCCGGGGUCGCCUUGUUCUGCGGCUGUGGGCACGUGGCUCUCGCGGGCACCGUGGCGAUCCUUGAGCAACACUUCUCCACCAACACCAGUGACCACGCCCUGCUGAGUGAGGUAAUACAACUGAUGCAGUAUGUCAUCUAUGGAAUCGCGUCCUUUUUCUUCUUGUACGGGAUCAUUCUGCUGGCAGAAGGCUUCUACACCACGAGCGCAGUGAAAGAGCUGCACGGGGAGUUUAAGACAACCGCCUGUGGCCGGUGCAUCAGUGGGAUGUUCGUCUUCCUCACCUAUGUGCUGGGAGUGGCCUGGCUGGGCGUGUUUGGUUUCUCUGCGGUCCCUGUGUUCAUGUUCUACAACAUAUGGUCAACCUGUGAAGUCAUCAAGUCCCCCCAGACCAAUGGGACAGCCGGGGUGGAGCAGAUCUGUGUGGACAUCCGACAAUACGGUAUCAUUCCUUGGAACGCUUUCCCAGGAAGAAUAUGUGGCUCGGCCCUGGAGAACAUCUGCAACACCAAUGAGUUCUACAUGUCCUAUCACCUGUUCAUCGUGGCCUGUGCCGGAGCUGGCGCCACCGUCAUUGCCUUGCUGAUCUACAUGAUGGCUACUACAUAUAACUAUGCGGUUUUGAAGUUUAAGAGUCGGGAAGAUUGCUGCACUAAGUUCUAACUUGCAUAAGGCCAAUAAGGAGCUUUAGACAGCUAUACGCAGUAGCAUGAAGUAUCACUGACCCCCAGACUAAAAGCAGAGCCUAGGUUUCUGCAGUUUUGUUAUAGUAAUUUGUAAAUCGCUGUAGUCAACUCAUUGUGCAUGGUAGAUUAAUGACAUGACUUACCGUCCAUGAACUACAAAAUAAUGAGAUCGGGCCGGAAGGGAUUCAGUUACGUACUGACAUUGGUGAGCAGCCACUGAAACUUUGAGCAGUAGUGUCUCUAAGCAUUAAAACUUUGCAAUACCUGCAGU